This is a messenger RNA of Anthonomus grandis grandis, 656 nucleotides long. Its product is annotated as EKC/KEOPS complex subunit TPRKB-like. The transcript has a single exon. Lineage: Eukaryota; Metazoa; Arthropoda; Insecta; Coleoptera; Curculionidae. Gene Ontology annotation, biological process: telomere maintenance via recombination; tRNA threonylcarbamoyladenosine modification. The record is from RefSeq and is a predicted model, not a curated record. Bases 122 to 637 code for a protein of 171 amino acids. Gene Ontology annotation, cellular component: cytosol; EKC/KEOPS complex; nucleus.
AAACAAGCCUAAUUUCUUGUUAAAAACAGUGGAUUUCCAUCCCAAAACAGGGGCAAAUUUAACCAAUUUCCAUCCCAAUUUAACCUGUAAAUAACCCCAAAAAAAAAACAGUGCACAAAUCAUGACCUCCUACAGUGAACCGUUGGACCCAAUAACCAAAACCCGGAUAAAGAUGCGUCUGUACCAAAACGUGGAAAACACCCCGGAACUGCGCAAGAAAAUCCUCGGGGGAGAACUGCGGUGUUGCAUCGUAAAACCGGAACUGGUUUAUGACCCGUUGCAGGUCACUGUGGCGGCAAACAAGGCCUUAACCAACAAAAAACAAACGACCAAAAGUGUGUUCACCGAGAUCCUGUUCAAUUUGUCUCCGUCGACUAACAUAAGCCAAAGUUUAUUGAAGUUCGGCAUAAAUGACCAGGACAAGAACUUAUUAGUGGUCACCCUAGAGAAGGAAGGAGAGGCACGGCUGUCUGAAGAAGUUUUUUCAGCAAUACAGGGCAGCCCCUUAGACAUUUUACACCUGGGGUGCUUAAGUGACGUGGGGGCCAUAAGAAAACUGUACAAAAUAACCGAUAAGGAGCAUGAAAGUGUUAAUUUAAUAGAUUCCGUUGUCAGUAGAAUCGCUUUAAAGGAAUAGAUAGAGAAUAAGUUCAUAA